AUGAUGAUGAUGAUGACGACGACGACGACUUGUAAGCUAUACAUUUUACUACUUGCAAUAUUCUCGCUUGUCACUGCAUACCCCGAUGCUCCAACAAUUUUAACCGUAAAACAAGGUGUCUUUUGUAGUCCCGUAGAAAGAUCUUGGUCACAUCCAGAAAAGUCAUACAUCAAGCUUGUUCCAGAUGCUGUUGCUUCUCAAAAGCAAAUAAAAGGUUUGAUCUUUCAUUACUACGAUAUCGUCAACUUCACCUCGGUUCCAAUCUUGGAAGUAUUUGCCCAAUUGUACCCCAAGGAGAAAAAAAACUUGUAUGGUCAAAUGUUGAAAGAGGAUGGCAGUUUCAACUUGGACCCUGCAGAAGGUUACAACGUUGAUAAGCUGAAGAUUUGGAGCGGUUCCAUUGAUAAAGAGGUCAAAUUCGAGAUUCCAAGUACGGGGAUCUAUUGUGUUUACAUUGCACCACCUGCCGAUACCGACGAGGAUGAGGAUCAAGCUCAAGCUCAAUUCAAAAUACCCGUGGUAUUCAAAAACAGUUAUGGUAAUUUGUCAUACACAUAUUACUUGAUUUAUUCCUUGUUGAAGUUUUCUAUUCCUGCUGGACUUGUGAUUUUCGCAGGUUUAUUCAACUAUGUAUUAAGAUUCAAAAUUGGCAAAGAUUUCCAAAACAUGGACUCCUUAUCAGUGAUAUCCAAGGCUGUGAUCUUUUUGGUCUUGUGUCCACUUAUUGCAGUUUCCAUACUCCAGUGGUUUGUUUUCUUCUUGGUCAACAACUUCUUGGAAACAUGUCAAAAAAGUUUCAUAAUCAAUUUCUUGAGCUUUGUUGCUCAGUUUGCACUGAUGUCAUUUCAUGUUUUCGUCGCCUAUAUGACCCUACUUUUCUCAAUGGGAUUUGGAGUCAUUUAUUAUUACAAUGGUAACUCACGUAAUUACAGGUUAUUCCCACAACAAUCGUUUAGGAAAAUAUCUGGCUUCUUGUUCCUUAACAUUGUUUUAUUGUUUGUUUUGCUUGUGAUGAAUAGUUUUAUUGGCUCCAAGAAUACUAAUUACUUGAUUGGUAUUGGAGAUAGUACAGUAAAUAAUAAGAAUUCAUUUGUUGGAUUUAUUACAUUACUCGCGGGAUUGUUUUCAUUGGUUUGGGUCAUCUUACCAAUGGUGUUUUAUUUCAAAACGAAAAAGACAAUUGCUACAUUUCCACCUGCACCCGAUGCAGAGUCUACAGACAAAGUGGUUUCGGCUUUUAGAAAGUCAUUCUUGGUGAUUUAUGUGUUACCUAUUCUUACCGCUAUACUAGCAGGUGCAAUAGUAGGUGUGUUGAGUGCUCAAUACAUGCUUAACAUGCCUCAAUUUCCACCAAAUACCGAAAGAGCUCUAGUUUACGCUUCGGCGCAAGCUAUGUGGAUUAUAGAAAAUUCCCUUAAAUCUGUCAUGCUACCAUUAUUUACUACAAGUUUGUUUUAUUCUUUUGGAUUUAUCAUUAUCCUUUUCUUUAUUUGGAUCAAGGAUAACAAUGGUUUAAUUGUUGAUCGCAAUGCUAACGAUCCAAUCGAAUAUGCCAAUGUCCCAAAUUUUGAAAUUUCAGAUGGUGAGGAUGAAGAGAAUAUCAGGGUUUAA
This is a messenger RNA of Lodderomyces oxycetoniae, 1611 nucleotides long. RefSeq lists its product as uncharacterized. The record is from RefSeq and is a predicted model, not a curated record. Lineage: Eukaryota; Fungi; Ascomycota; Pichiomycetes; Serinales; Debaryomycetaceae. The transcript has a single exon. The coding region runs from base 1 to 1611 and encodes 536 amino acids.